Rhodotorula toruloides NP11 is the source of this 1380-nucleotide messenger RNA. RefSeq lists its product as uncharacterized. Lineage: Eukaryota; Fungi; Basidiomycota; Microbotryomycetes; Sporidiobolales; Sporidiobolaceae. Bases 1 to 1380 code for a protein of 459 amino acids. The transcript has 2 exons. The record is from RefSeq and is a predicted model, not a curated record.
AUGCUCGACACGCUCCCAGAUGAGCUCAUCUCCGCCAUCAUCCAAUACUCCGCCGUUCGCCCUCACUCAGCGGCGCCGAGUUGGCGGGAGCUCGCACGGCUGUGUCUAGUGAACCAGCGCAUCAGACGCUGCGCCCAACCCACUCUAUGGCGCUUCCUCGCCCUAGCGCUCCCUCGUCAGCGGCACGCACUCGAUCAGGCGCCCACCCUCCUCUCUUCGCUCGCAACACACCUUCACGUGCACGUUCAUGGGACGGUGCCUGUACCGGGAGUGCAACCGAGCGAGGGCUCAGACCCGGGCGGCUUCGACGGAGAGGCUGAGGCGGAUGAGGAUGCGGCUGCCAGUCCUGCCGAACCGCGCUCUGGCAACCGCGAGGAUGCGGCGGAUGGAGUCGACGAACUAGGCGACGACGAUGACGACUCUGCAAACGGCACGUCGGCGGACUAUAGCGAUGAGGGAACGGUUGACAACGAUUCGCCCUCGCCCAAGUCUUUCGACUUGCAUGUGAUUCCACAUGACCCGCUUGACCCUGUCAAGGAGGAUUUGGGGGUCCUUGACAAGCUGUCGAAUGUCCAGCACUUAUGGGUCUAUGCGGCAACGAUCGACAUCGAAGACACUCGGGACGACGAAGCCGAGAUGACGGAGUUUACGUGCUCGACUCUCGUUCUUGAGUUCUCCGAGUCUAGUGUACUCGAGCGCCUCACUUCCCUCCAUAUUACCCACGGUUUACUGGAGCUGCGCAAUCUCGACUUGGCUGCACCUCUCCGGCUCGUCCGCUUGGCCCUUGGUGGCUACCUCUACAGCAAGACGGACCUCAAGGAGCUGCUCAACCCCAGACUUCUUCCAAACCUGCGCUCCCUCCGCCUCGCGCCCAAUCACACAUACAAAGGCAGCGUUGCGGCGCGCAUCAUUGCGCUCCCGGAACUCGAACCGGUUUUCCUCAGCCAGCUCGACCUCUUCCAGAUCGAAGAAGCCGGACUUUCCAUCCCCCGCUCGUACCUAAACUCGACCACGCCAACGCUCUGCGGCAUGUACGCCGACUUCCGCUACAUCCAGGACGUUCAGUAUCUCCAUCUUCACGACAGCAGUCUCGACUCGUUCGCUCGACGUUGCAUUCUCUGGUGGCGGCAACCCCUUCCUUCCAUGCCCAGGCUUGAAGCCGUUUUCCUGCCUCUGCGCAAGCGCUGCUGGAACAUACGCAGGAACCCCGAGGACUCGCUCAGGCUUGCGUGGGAGGGAAAGGGCGUCAAGAUUAUCGAGUAUUUGGCGGGGCCGGAGCUGGAGCUGGAAGAAUGGAUUCAUGGGGAGGUUGGGUUCGGGGACGACUUUGUUCUCCCCGAGUUCGAGGCGUACAUCAAGGCGAAGCGGGGUCCCGUGUAG